Messenger RNA from Dioscorea cayenensis subsp. rotundata (Guinea yam), 2344 nucleotides. RefSeq lists its product as uncharacterized. Bases 93 to 2228 code for a protein of 711 amino acids. The record is from RefSeq and is a predicted model, not a curated record. Lineage: Eukaryota; Viridiplantae; Streptophyta; Magnoliopsida; Dioscoreales; Dioscoreaceae. The transcript is spliced from 4 exons.
AAUCCUCAACGGACACCUAACGGCUCCUCCGCCUCUCAAAUCCCCUUCUUCUCUCUCUCUCAUUCUUCAUUCCUCCUUCUUCCCGUUCCCCAAUGGCGACCCUCACGCCAGGCGUGCUCCUCAAGCUCCUCCAGUCCAUGAACUCCGACUCCAAGAUCACCGGCGAGCACCGUUCUUCAGUCCUCCAGGUGAUCGGCAUUGUCCCCGUCCCCGGAGGCGCCGAUGAUCUCUGGCCAGCAAGAGGAUUCUACCUUCAGCUCUCCGAUUCCCUUAACUCCACCUACGUCUCCCUUUCCGAUCCCGACGCCGAUGCGAUCCUCUCCUCCCGUUCCCAGCUAGGCCAGCUUGUCCACGUCGCUCGGCUCUACCCCGCACACCCUGUUCCCCGAGCCUCUGGUGUUCGUAUCAUUCCUCCAGGCCGACCUCUCCCCUUCGCCGGCCGUCCGGAACCGCUUCUCGCUCUCUCUGAUCCUUCACGACCAGAUGGCUUCCUCAUCCAACCGGCUCCUGAUUCCGCUCCCCCAGCCCCUGCUCCAUUCGAUGAAAAGCCCGCAACUAGGACUGUCUUCGCCGCGAGGGAGAACGUCACAGUCAUGCCGCCAGUCUCCGGCACUGCCGCCUCUAAACGUCGUUUCUCAUCUCCAGCGGCGGCUAAAUCAACGAGGAAGAGCGGAGCCGAAGCGGAGCACCGCAAUCCUUCCCCUGCCCCCAGCGCGGCGAAGGCGAAUUCAAGACCGUCCUCCCCUGCGCUUGGAAGGGCCGGUUCAAGGUCUUCGUCACCGGUGCCUUCCAAGUGCGAGGUGCCGAGUUUGGUCGCGGCCAAAGAAGAGAAUAGAAGAGUGGCAAAGGAACCAGCCAUCAUCGUCCCAUCAAGGUUCCGCCAGCCAUCACCUGUCGGGCGGAAGGGGGCGGCAUCACCAGCAGGGCGGAGAAGUUCCAUGUCCCCAGGAAGAAGGUUGUCAGGAGGUUUGAAAGUGUCACCUGCACUAGGGGAUUCAAAGAAGAAGAUGGUGACUGUGGUUGCAGGGAUCUCAAAAGUUUCCGAUGCUUUAGUAGGUUCGAUGAGGGCUACCAGAAAGAGUUGGGAAGACCAAUCAUCUAAGUCCACUGAAUCUUCAGAGACGAAGGAGAAGACUAGUUCUAAGAGCAAAGUAGAUAAUCGAGCAAUUAUAAGAACGCAGGCUGCUAUAUCACGUAGAUUAAGUGAUGUGGGUGGGGAAAAUUCCAAUGGUGACGAGACAUCAAAUGAGAAGCCAAGACCUAGUAACAAGAUAGAUUGUCCUUCAAUGCCAGAUAAGUUACACCGGGCAGCUCCAAAUUUUGUUAUUCAUGACAAGAAAUGGACAGACGGCAGCAUCCCAAUUGACGCACUCUCUGAUAAUCUUGCUAGGCUUGGAAAGGAGGUUGUUCAGUCAAGAAGCAUUGCUUCUAAAGCUGCGGCUGAGGCUCUGGAAGAGGCAUUGGCUACGGAAUCUAUUAUAAGGAAUCUAAGCAUGUUUGCCGAUUUAUGUUCAUCAUCAAAGUCUGCAAACCCUUUACCGACAAUUAGCCGAUUCCUGUCCAUCCAUGAUGAUGUUCUCAAGUGCAACACCAACAUUGAAUCUCUCAUAGCUAGCCGCACCAAUGGUGUAACGUCCGAUAACACUUUCUCCAGAGAAAGACGCAAAUCAGUCUUGCUCUGGGUUGAGGCUGCAUUAACUACUGAUCUCGGAGUUCUCUCUCUACUCAACACUGGUGACAGAAGGAAGAGUUUAGAAAAAUCAGAAUCUCCACCAGCUAUGACUUGCCUAUCCAAGAGGAAAUCCUUCACUGUUCCUUCGAAGACUAACAAUGGCAAACCAUCAGUUAGUGCUAGUACUAGCUCAAGUGUACCCAUGUGGUCUGGAGGAUGUGGAAUUGUUCAAGCAUUGGAUCUUGCACAAACACUGAGACAUGAAAUGCAGACUUGGUUCUUGAAAUUUGUAGAGGAAUCACUGGAUGUGGGUUUCAGGUUGCUGGCGGAGAAUUCAGAUGAUGAAAAAGAUAGGUCUUCUUGCAGGGACAAGGGUCAGAUUACUGCAGUGCUCUCACACUUGAAACGAGUUAAUGAAUGGUUGGACGCUGUAGGAAAAGGACCUGAAGAAGAGUCAUUAAAGGAUGUGAUUGAGAGAUUAAAAAGAAAGAUAUAUGGGUUUGUUAUUACUCAUGUUGGCUCUGCAUUUGACUCACUUUCGCUUUCAAAAGCUUGAUUUGAUUUGAUGGCAUUGCCUUUGUCUGUCUUUAAUGCAAUUGUAAAAUGUCAUCAAGGUAAUAUUCCAUUGAGGAUUCGUUGGUUACUUGGAUUAGUGACUAGUUUCUUUAUAAA